This is a messenger RNA of Pangasianodon hypophthalmus (striped catfish), 1560 nucleotides long. It is a transcript of the gene atp6v0ca, whose product is annotated as ATPase H+ transporting V0 subunit ca. Gene Ontology annotation, cellular component: proton-transporting V-type ATPase, V0 domain. The record is from RefSeq and is a predicted model, not a curated record. Lineage: Eukaryota; Metazoa; Chordata; Actinopteri; Siluriformes; Pangasiidae. Gene Ontology annotation, molecular function: proton-transporting ATPase activity, rotational mechanism. Bases 197 to 658 code for a protein of 153 amino acids. Gene Ontology annotation, biological process: proton transmembrane transport. The transcript is spliced from 3 exons.
CUCCGGAUCGCCAUUUUCUUCCUCUCCGCCGGUGAGCUGCUCUUCUGUGGGAUUCGUGACUUCGCUCUUAGACUCUCCGGUUCUUUCGAGCCUUUGACAUUCUGAAAGGGUCACUCCUGAAAGCUGUAACGCUUAGACUGAGGCCAUUUAGACUCGUUUUCUUUUCUCUCUGGCUAGUUUGUUUGUGUCCUGAAGGAUGUCCUCCGACAAUCCCGAGUAUUCCCCCUUCUUCGCAGUGAUGGGCGCCUCAGCAGCGAUGGUCUUCAGCGCACUUGGUGCUGCUUACGGCACAGCCAAGAGUGGCACAGGCAUUGCUGCCAUGUCGGUGAUGAGGCCGGAGCUGAUCAUGAAGUCCAUCAUCCCCGUGGUCAUGGCGGGUAUCAUCGCCAUCUACGGCUUAGUGGUGGCUGUACUCAUCGCCAACAGCAUUUCAGAGACUGUCCCACUCUACAAGAGCUUUCUUCACCUGGGUGCUGGGCUGAGCGUGGGUCUGAGUGGCCUUGCUGCCGGCUUUGCCAUUGGCAUUGUUGGAGAUGCAGGAGUUCGAGGCACGGCCCAGCAGCCUCGCCUUUUCGUUGGCAUGAUCCUUAUCCUGAUCUUUGCUGAGGUGCUGGGGCUCUAUGGGCUUAUUGUUGCCCUUAUCCUCUCCACCAAGUAAACAGCGUUAAUAAUAAUAAUUAUAAUUAUACGGAUACAAACACCCACCCACUACAAACACACACGAAUACCAACUCUAACAUCCACUUAAGGAAACACAUUGAGUAACUACACCACAUGAACGGAAGAGAGGGGAGUGUGUUUGUGUAUGUAAGUACGUGUGUAAGUAUGUAGGUGUGUGCGUGCGUGUUUGUGCUUGGUGGGCAAUUAAAUGUAUGAGAGAGCUCUCCUCUCUGUGUGUAUUAUAGUAGCCUGACGUGCGUCUCCUUGUAAAUGCGCUGUGUAGCUUGUGAUCUUGUCUUGUUGGUGUUUAGAUAGCUGCCCUUACCCUUACCGCUACACUUGUUUGUUUGCGUUUUUAUUUCGUCUAUUUCCCCCUCAUGUUUGAAGAACAAAUCAUCCAGGUUUUUUUUUUUUUUUUCUAUUUUGGGACCAUUUGCUGAUUAAUGCUGAUAUUGAGGACUUAACUGUAAAAAAAAAAUACAUUUUUCACUGAUUAUUUAUGAAGAUUUUGAAAUGUUCAUGAAAUUGUUUAAUUGAAAGUCUUUAUUGAAAUCCCAGUGAUCUCUAUAUAUAAAUACAUGUAUCAGAAGUAUAUAUCUGUAUAGGUAGGUGAAUUGCACUGUGGGUAAUUUGUGCUUGGAGUUCCUCUGGAUGUAAUCAUCAGUUACCAUGCAAAUUUUGUUGUCUGUAUCAAGGUUAUUGGUGUGGAAGUUUACAGAGCGUGCCGUCUGUGAGUGUAUGCACGCAUAUGUUUGUGUGAAUGUGUAUGUUUUAAUUCUAAGGUGACAUUCUUUGAACAAUGUGUAGCGUUAUACCUGUAGCUACUACUGUUUCUGGUUGCAUUGAUGGGCAUACACCAGCCCGGCCCGUCCUGUUUCCAAAUAAAACUUCCUCAACUUC